AUGGGCGGCCAGACACCAAACAACAUCGCGCUGCCGCUCCUGCGUGCUGGUGUCAACGUGCUGGGCACUUCCCCUGAAAUGAUCGACACUGCUGAAAAUCGGUACAAGUUCUCUCGCAUGCUUGACCGCAUCGGGGUUGACCAGCCGACCUGGAAGGAGUUGACAAGCUUCGAGGAGGCAAGGGCCUUCUGCCAGAAGGUCUCGUACCCGGUAUUAGUGCGCCCGUCAUACGUGCUUUCUGGUGCGGCGAUGAACACGGUCUACUCGGAGCAUGAUUUGCAAAGCUACCUCCAGCAAGCCGCUGAGGUCUCACGCGAACAUCCGGUUGUGAUCACCAAGUACAUUGAGAAUGCCAAGGAGAUUGAGAUGGACGCCGUGGCCAAGGACGGCCAGGUCGUUGGUCACUUUAUCUCGGAGCACGUCGAAAACGCUGGUGUUCACUCUGGUGAUGCCACGCUCAUCGUCCCCCCACAGGAUUUGUCCAAGACAACCAUUCAGCGCAUCGAGGAGGCGACCCGCAAGAUCGGCGAUGCCCUCAACGUCACGGGCCCCUUCAACAUUCAGUUCAUCGCCAAGGACAACGAUAUCAAGGUGAUUGAGUGCAACGUUCGCGCCUCUCGCUCGUUCCCCUUCGUCUCCAAGGUCAUGGGCGUUGAUCUCAUCGAGAUGGCCACCAAGGCAAUCAUGAACAUUCCGUUCGAAGAGUAUCCGGAGAUUCAGUGCCCGCCGGACUGCGUGGGCGUCAAGGUUCCCCAGUUCAGCUUCUCGCGACUUUCUGGCGCUGAUCCCGUUCUUGGUGUCGAAAUGGCUUCGACCGGUGAGGUUGCGUCCUUCGGUGCCGAUAAGUACGAGGCAUACCUCAAGGCCUUGCUCUCGACAGGCUUCAAGAUUCCCAAAAACAACAUCCUUCUCUCCAUCGGCUCCUACAAGGACAAGGAGGAGAUGUUGCCUUCAAUCAAGAAGCUGCAGGAGAUGGGCUACAAAUUGUUUGCCACAGCCGGAACCGCAGACUUCCUUGGCACCCAUGGCGUGCAAGUGCAGUACGUCGAGGUCCUUCCUAAGGGAGAGGACCAAAAGUCCGAGUACUCGCUUUCGCAACAUUUGGCCAAGAACAUGAUCGACUUGUACAUCAACCUGCCUUCCAACAAUAAGUACAGACGCCCGGCCAACUACAUGAGCAAGGGAUACCAAACCCGCCGUAUGGCUGUCGAUUAUCAGGUCCCGCUCGUUACCAACGUGAAGAACGCCAAGAUCCUGAUUGAAGCCCUCGCCAGGCAUUUCGACCUCGACAUCGGUGUCCGCGACUAUCAGACCAGCCACCGCACGAUCCAGCUACCUGGGUUGAUCAACAUCGCUGCUUUUGUUCCAGGCUUGGUCUCCAGGGAUAGCGAUGACCUCCAGCGCGUGACCCAGGCCUCUAUCGCUGCUGGUUUCAGCAUGAUCCGGGUCAUGCCCGUCGGCAAGGAGGGCUCGAUCACAGACGUCAAGUCGCUGAAGGUCGCCCAGCAAAACAGCAAGCGCGGCGCGUACUGCGACUUCAACUUGUCCAUUGCGGCGACGUCAGACAACGCCCAUCAAAUCAGCCACGCUGCCGGUGAGGUCGGUUCCCUGUUUAUUCCGUUCAACCACCUCUCGGACAACAUUAGCAAGGUUGCCGCGGUGGAGGCGCACUUUGAAGCCUGGCCUACACACAAGCCGAUCAUCACAGACGCGCGGACCACGGAUCUGGCAUCCGUUCUACUACUCGCCAGCCUGCACAGCCGCCGUAUCCACGUCACGGCGGUAACCACCAAGGACGAUAUCAAGCUCAUCGCCCUCAGCAAGGAGAAAAGCCUCAAGGUCACCUGCGACGUCAGCAUUUAUUCGCUGCAUCUGUCGCAGAAAGACUACCCUGGGUGCCAGUUCCUGCCUACGGCGGAGGACCAGGUUGCCCUCUGGGAGCACUUGGAGACGAUUGAUGUCUUCUCUAUCGGCAGCUUGCCCUACCAGCUUGCUCACUUCUUGAAGAAGGAUGCGGAUGUGGCCGUCGGCAUUGCCGAUGCGCUGCCGCUUCUUUUGACUUCGGUCGCCGAGGGCAAGCUUACUGUCGGCGAUGUCAAGGCCAAGCUCCACGACAACCCGAGGGAGAUCUUCGAGCUCCACGAUCAGUUGGGCGCAGCCUUGGAAGUCGAGAUCGACCGCCCGUAUACCUUGGAAGCCACCGGUCCUUGGACUCCCCUCGCGGGCAAGGUCCUGAAGGCUACUAUCCAGCGCGUCACCUUCCAGGACCAAGUCGUCUGCCUUGAUGGGUCUAUUGUUCCCACGCAGCCAAGGGGCAGUGACAUGUCUGCCCAUGGGGCCAUACCUCCUAAUGCCGCCAUUUCAUCGCCUGCUGUCAAGCCUGUGCACCACCCCAUGUCGCCCAUCCUCGAUGACCGCCGUCAGCUCCGGUCGGCGCAUGGCAGGCCAAAGGCCACGGAAAGCAUGGGUCCUCUCGUUCCCCUAGCUCGGACACAUGGAGUCGAUGACCUUGCUCUCCCUUUGAGUAUGCAGCCGACCAUUUCGCCGUUGCAGGAAAUGCUCUCUGUUCCGUCGUCGUUCAAGAAGGCGCACAUUCUGUCCGUCAAGCAGUACACGCGCUCCGACCUGCGUCUCCUCUUCCACAUUGCCCAGGAAAUGCGUCUCGGGGUGCAGCGUGAAGGCGUCCUCGACAUCCUCCGUGGCCGUCUGCUGUGUACCCUCUUCUACGAGCCCUCAACGCGCACGUCGGCCUCGUUCGAUGCGGCCAUGCAGCGCCUCGGCGGCCGGACUAUCGCAAUCACGACAUCCACCUCGUCCGUCCAAAAGGGUGAGACACUCCAGGACACGCUCCGCACCCUCGCCUGCUACGGAGAUGCAGUGGUUCUCCGCCACCCGGAUGAAAAGUGUGUGGACGUCGCCAAGAAGUACUCCCCCGUGCCGGUGAUCAACGGCGGCAACGGCAGCAAGGAGCACCCGACCCAGGCCUUCCUCGACCUCUUCACCAUCCGUGAGGAGCUCGGCACCAUGCAGGGCCUCACCAUCACCUUCGUCGGUGACCUUCUCCACGGCCGGACGGUGCACUCCCUCGUCUACCUGCUCCAGCACUACGAGGUCAAGGUGCAGCUCGUCUCGCCCAAGACACUCGCCUUGCCUGCGACGGUCCGCCAGCAGCUCGUUGACACGGGCGCGCUGCUCUGCGAGUCGGAGGCGCUGACGCCGGAGAUCCUGGGGCGGACGGAUGUCCUGUACUGCACGCGCGUGCAGAAGGAGCGGUUCGAAAGCCCCAAGGAGUACGAGGCAGUCAAGGACUCGUACCGCAUUGAUUACGGCACCCUCAAGCAUGCCAAGUCCAACAUGGUGGUUAUGCAUCCGCUGCCGAGGAACGAGGAGGUCGCGGAGGAGGUCGAUUUCGACCAGCGCGCGGCUUAUUUCAGACAGAUGAGAUACGGUCUUUACUGCCGCAUGGCUCUGCUUGCGCUGGUCAUGUCGUAG
Messenger RNA from Chaetomium globosum CBS 148.51, 3492 nucleotides. RefSeq lists its product as uncharacterized. The record is from RefSeq and is a predicted model, not a curated record. Gene Ontology annotation, cellular component: cytoplasm; cytosol. The transcript is spliced from 2 exons. Gene Ontology annotation, molecular function: metal ion binding; ATP binding; amino acid binding. Gene Ontology annotation, biological process: L-glutamine metabolic process; UTP biosynthetic process; 'de novo' pyrimidine nucleobase biosynthetic process. Lineage: Eukaryota; Fungi; Ascomycota; Sordariomycetes; Sordariales; Chaetomiaceae. Bases 1 to 3492 code for a protein of 1163 amino acids.